GAAAUCAGGAAGGUUGAUGUUUCUGACUGUAAAAUGUGGAUUUGGCUCUUAAACUCGAGGCUGUUCUGCUGGAGCGGGAUGAGAGCGGCUUCCUGCUGCAAGACUUCAUGGAUUAUUUUAACUCACGGGCGUGUUUUUAGUAAAUAACCUGCUGAUUGUAUCUCUGUAGAGAAGGAUUACUGCAGUUGUGUCGAUUUAAUGGAUGGAGGCCCUGUUUAACGAGUGGCUGUGGAAGGAGGAGUACUGGCUUCCUCCUGGCAUCGGCUGGCGGGACACGGAGAUGAAGGAGGGCGAGGGACGCUUCCCUCUGCCCAGGGACCUGCUCUACAGCUUGCCCCUGGCCGUCGCCUUCAUCGCCCUCAGAUAUGUCUUCGAGAGGCUCUUCGCUGACCCGUUGAGCAGACUCUUCGGUGUGAAGGACCAGGUUCGGCUUCCAGUCGCUCCGAUCCCGAAGCUGGAGACCUUCUACACACAGACCAGCCGACAACCUUCACACAGCGAUGUGGUGGGCCUGGGGAAGCAGUGUGACCUCUCCCAGAGAAAGAUCCAGACCUGGUUCAGGCACAGGAGGAACCAGGACCGACCCAGCAGGACCAAGAAGUUCUGGGAGGCCACCUGGCGUUUUCUCUUCUACCUCGGAUCCUUCAUUGGGGGGCUCGCCUCUUUAAUUAAUACUUCUUGGUUCUGGGAUCCCAGCGAGUGUUGGAGAGAUUAUCCCAAACAGCCCGUGGCCGACGCUCAUUACUGGUAUUACAUCUUGGAAAUGAGCUUCUAUCUGUCGCUGCUUCUGUGCGUCUCUGUGGACGUCAAGAGAAAAGACUUUAAGGAGCAGGUGAUCCAUCACAUCGCCACCAUUUUCCUCAUCGGUUUCUCCUACUGUGCAAACUUUGUGAGGGUGGGCACUCUGGUGAUGCUGCUGCACGACUCGUCCGACUUCAUCCUCGAGUCUGGCAAGAUGUUUCACUACGCCGGCUGGUCGUGGCUCUGCGACCCCAUGUUCAUCGUCUUCGCUCUGGUCUUCCUGCUCACCAGGCUGGUGGUGUUUCCCUGCAGAGUGAUCCACACCACCUUGGUGCUGUCCAUGGACUUCUUCCAGCCCUUCUUCGGUUAUUACUUCUUCAAUGCGCUGCUCUUGGUGCUGCAGGCUCUGCACGUGUUCUGGGCGUACCUCAUCCUGCGCAUGAUCUGGAAGUUUGCCUUCAUGGGCAAGGUGCAGGGUGAUGAGCGCAGCGACGAGGAGAGCGAGGUGGACGACGAUGAAGAGGAGGAUCAGGAGGAAGAGAACAGCUGGGCCCAAAGGAAGGGAACGAUCAACUCCAAACUGGCGUCGCUCGCUGACAACUGCGUCCUGAACAACCUGACCAACCAGAGGAGCAUCAGCAGCCGGCUGCCCAAAGCCAGAUAGUGGAGAUAAAGUACGAAUGAUUUCCCCUUAAAGUCUACUGGAGAUAUUAUCAUUUCUGACAUAUUGUAGAUCCAACAUGGUCCACUGAUGAUUUCACAUCACGGUAGGUCUGCAUCCUGCUUAUUAAAACUGUUUAAAUAGGUCGAAGAAGAACUGUGAUUGUACAUCUCACUGUGAGAUGAGGAGGAUCUUAACACACUGUAAUAUGGAGAGAUAUAUUUGGCAGAAAUGUGUCGUUUUCUGCAGAUUCAUAGGUUCUUUUUGUAUAUAUCGUUGUUUUAAUGCACCAAGAUACAAGUUCCUCGACUUAUUGUGUGGAUCUUUCUUUGGUUAACAAGGAAACCUAAAUGUUUCCACACAAAACCAAAUAAUGUGUUUUAAAAGAGCAGAAUUGAACAGCAAUUCGCUCCCACAGCUUUGUGCCGACGCACACGAUAUGUUUGAUUGUAUAUAGAAUAUUAAGAAUAUUGAUUGUAGUAAAUAUGUUGAUAAGCCACUUUGUAUAUCUAUUUUUUAUGAACUACUUAACAGGUAAUUGUUGUGUUGUUAGGUAAAGAAGAAUCGCUCUUGCAGUUGUCGCUUAAGGAGGAUUAAGUUAUAUUUUUCUGUUUUAGGAUUUAAUUGUGUCAGCUAAAGACGCCCUUUAUGCUCUUUUGGGUUUUCCCUUUCCUGUAGUUCGUUCUACGGGUUUUAAUGCAUGUAAAUGGUCUCUCGCACACUCACAACUAGCGCUCCAACACAGUGUACGUGCUAAACUAAGGGGCGGGGACAUCUCUAAGCAGUUUGACCAAUCCCAACAGAGCCGUCCAGCUAACCAAUCAGAGCAGACUGGGCUCUGGUUUCAGACAGAGGGUGAAAAGAGGUGCUGCAGCACAGGCAGUAUGAGAAACAUAAAGAGCUUUUUGAACAUUAAAGCAUGGAGGCAGUAGAGGACUAAUACGGCCCCUUUAAACUUCUUUCUUAGAAGAGAUAUGGCGCCCCCUAGUGCACAAGGAAGAGCAUAUCACGCCCCGUGUCUUACACAGAUUCUGCCUUUAGGAAGAAAUGUAAUGCUCCUAGAAAUACAUACUGAAACUAUAUGUGUGUGUGUGUGUUUUAAUAUGUGAAGCAGCAUGAUUGUUUAACUAACGUUGUGUUAAGGUUUGCUCUGCUGGACUUUAGCUUUGUGCCUUGGCUGCUGUUUUCUACACUGUUUUUGUUCUGUGUGUUGGUAGGAUCCACUGAGCAGGUUUUUACAAUAACUGUUAAAAUGUUUUGCUUUAAAUGUUGGCUAGUAAAAAGUAAGCCAUGAAAUGUGUGCAAUCAGACGGACAUUAGUGACUACAGAGGUCAAAUGCUUUAUCAAAUGUAAAGGAUUCUUAUACAGUUUGAAGGCGUAUUUGGAUACGACUGCACCAGGAUUCACUACUAACAGACCAUAGAGGUAAUUUAAUGUCUACAUGUAUUCAAACACAGUGAAAGAGACAUAUACUAACAGUAUAGCACAGAGAUAUUGUUGAGAGAUCAUCAUCACUCGCUGACUACCAUAAACAGGUGUUACUUUUUCUUUUCACAGUAGUUGAAGCAACUCUUUUAACGGGACAUAUCAUACAACACAAAAAUCCUUUCCAGUAGCUGUUGAAGACGUUUGUGAAUCUGGAGUCCAUACCAACCCUCCACGUGUGACAAUGCAAAGAAAACUGUUAGAUCUUUUGUGAAAAUGCUUUUUUAGGAGGUAAAAACUGAGCAUUUUAGACAGAAAGUGAAUACAGGUAAAUUCAGACGGAGACAUUAAGUGUUUUUAGAAACCUGAAAUACCGUGAUAUGUCUCCUUUAAGAUAAUGCUGAUAGAAACUGGGUUGUAAUAGCACUGAGGCUCACACACGAUCAAGUUGUAUAACCCAAACUGUAAAAUAGAUAUUUAUAAUAAACCAGGGGAAAUGUGACGCUAACACUUGACUGUUCUCCCAUGAGCGCACAUUGACGCGUUGAUUGAACGGCCCGUUGUAAUAAAAGACUUCUAUUAAA
This is a messenger RNA of Eleginops maclovinus (Patagonian blennie), 3412 nucleotides long. Its product is annotated as ceramide synthase 2-like. The coding region runs from base 203 to 1405 and encodes 400 amino acids. Gene Ontology annotation, cellular component: membrane. The transcript is spliced from 11 exons. NCBI's taxonomy places the organism in Eukaryota, Metazoa, Chordata, Actinopteri, Perciformes, Eleginopidae. The record is from RefSeq and is a predicted model, not a curated record. Gene Ontology annotation, molecular function: sphingosine N-acyltransferase activity; DNA binding. Gene Ontology annotation, biological process: ceramide biosynthetic process.